This is a messenger RNA of Musca domestica (house fly), 1741 nucleotides long. RefSeq names its product antitrypsin. The record is from RefSeq and is a predicted model, not a curated record. Lineage: Eukaryota; Metazoa; Arthropoda; Insecta; Diptera; Muscidae. Bases 120 to 1307 code for a protein of 395 amino acids. Gene Ontology annotation, molecular function: serine-type endopeptidase inhibitor activity. The transcript has 4 exons.
GCGAAAAUUGCAAAUAUGACACAUGAUUUGUAGUUUUCGAUUGAUAAUUGAAUCAGUGCUAAGACAACAUUUGCUAUUUAAACAACGUUGCUAGAAAUAUCGCACUAUCUGCGAGCAGAAUGGAACUUAAAGAGAAACUCUUCAAAAUCCUGUGCACUUUUGCCACACUUCUUGUCGCCGUCAAUUCCGUCAAAAGCGCGGGCGAUGUGGAAUUCAAGACUAGCCUGGACAGCUUUAGCCAACAGCUCUUUGGCGAAUUGUUCAAGACAAAUAGCCAGAAGAACAUCAUCUAUUCACCAUUUUCCAUACACAGCUGCUUGGCCAUGACACGGAUGGGAGCGGGUGGUGAGACAGCCACUGAAAUGGAUCAGGGGUUAAAAUUCAACGGACAAACACCGGAAAGUGUGGCGGAAAACUAUCACACCCUCUUGGCAAAAUACGAAGAUGGUAAAAUGUUAAAAAUUGCCAAUAAGGUCUAUGUUAAGCAACACACCGUACUAGAGGAUGUUUUUCAAAAAACACUUGAGGAGAAAUUCUACUCUAAGCCGGAAUAUGUGGACUUUGAGCGUGCCAAUGAAGCUGCUGAUAGCAUUAACAAAUGGGUUGAGUCGAAAACCGACAAUAAAAUCCACAACAUGGUCUCGCCCGCAUCAUUGGGCAUUGAUACCUUCCUGGUGUUGGUGAGUGCCAUACACUUUAAGGGCGAGUGGAAAACGAAAUUCGAUGUGGAAUACACAAGCGAUCAAGAUUUUUUCAUUAAUGACAGCGAAAGUGUUAAAGUUCCCAUGAUGGUGACCGAAGAUUAUUUCGAAUAUGCCGAUUUACAAGAUUUGGAUUGUAGCGUUGUCCGCCUGCCCUAUAAAGAUAGCGAUAUUUCGAUGCUAAUUGUAUUGCCCAACUCGAAGACGGGUUUGACUUCUUUAGAAGAAAAACUGCGAACUGUUUCGCUGAAGUCCCUGAAGCCACAUUUGUCUAAGGAUCAUGUUGAGGUGUCGAUGCCCAAAUUUGAGGCGGAAUUUGAAAUUAAUUUAUCGGAGCCACUGAUGAAUAUGGGCAUGAAACAAAUGUUUGGCCGUGCCGAUUUCACCAAAAUGAAAAAAUCUCCCGAGCCUCUGUACAUCUCAAGUGCAGUUCACAAGGCUUUUAUUUCGGUUACCGAGUAUGGCACUGAAGCCUCUGGAGCAACAAGUAUUGUUGCAAACUCCCGUUCACUGCCCAUUUUCUUCACUGCAAACCAUCCAUUCUACUAUGCCAUAAUUAAUGAAGAUUUUAUACCCAUUUUCCAAGGCACAGUUGUUAAUUUUUAAAAAAAGAUCCUGGCCAUUAUUGUUUAUUAGAAUAUUUGUGAAAAAAGUGAAAUUAUUAAAUUAAAUUCAUCUUCUCCUUAAAAAUUUUAAUUUAAAUUUUAAUGAAUGAAUUUAAUGAAAUUUUUUAUCAUUAAAAAAAAGGACAAAAAAUCUAUCUCAAAUUCAUGAAUAGGCAAAUAGUGAUGUAUUGGUUUGAUUGACAAAUAAUUAAAUUGGCAAAACAGGAAUUGGUAAGAAUAUUUGUCAAUACCAAAUACCUCAAAAUCCGUGCGAAAUAUUAGUUUAUGAUUUCUAUAUACAAAAAUGUUUUUUAUAUACAUUCACCGUACAUUAGUAUGUGUGUAAGGCAUGGAGAAAUGUUUUUGGAAAAAAUAAAUAUGUCCGUAUAUAUAUAUAUAUAUAUAUAUAUAUAUAUUUGUAUCUGUCACCAUCGA